Vespula pensylvanica (western yellowjacket) is the source of this 1700-nucleotide messenger RNA. Its product is annotated as glutamate receptor 1-like. Gene Ontology annotation, cellular component: membrane. The coding region runs from base 54 to 1595 and encodes 513 amino acids. Gene Ontology annotation, molecular function: glutamate-gated receptor activity. NCBI's taxonomy places the organism in Eukaryota, Metazoa, Arthropoda, Insecta, Hymenoptera, Vespidae. The transcript is spliced from 7 exons. The record is from RefSeq and is a predicted model, not a curated record.
UUUCUAAUUACAACGCGAUUAAUGAAUUUUCUUUAGCAACAAGUACCUUUGACAUGUCUUCAGCUGUGUGGAUAGUGAUAUUCAUUUACAAAGAACAUGGUCCCGACUAUUGUCACAAUCCACCAGGUAAUAUAUUUCACUUGAGAUUCAAUACAGAAAUGUUGGUCCGUUGUGGGACAGAAAGUAUUUUACGAGAAUGGUAUUCGAUUGAUACAAAUCAAAUCGAGAUGAUGGAUGUAGCAACUUGGAGCUUAAAGAAAGGAAUUACUAAAAUGGUACCAAAUUUUCUUUACGAAAGGAGACAUAAUUUACAGGGUUUAAUCAUGAAAGCUGUUAUAGUUAAGACUUCAAUCUUCUCAAGUAUAAACAAGGAUGGUGAAUUAGUUGGUAUAUUCGGUAGAAUAUUGAGAGAACUUUGUGUCACUCUAAAUUUUAGUUUCGACGUUGUCUCACAAGUGAAAGCAUAUGGACGAUGGAAUUCAAAAGAAAAGACUUGGUCUGGAGCAAUUGCAGAAUUAUAUUAUGGACGUGCUGACAUUUCUCUUUCAGACUUUUCUAUGACUAAUGAAAGAUUAAAUGUCGUUGACUUUACGAUUCCUCUUAUGACCUCGAAAAAUAUUCUCGUUAUUCGAGAACCAGAAAAUUUAACGGUUCAAUGGUCGUCUCACUUUUUAACUUUUACUUUUUCUGUUUGGAUUGCUGUGUUCGGAGUAUUAGUUGCUUCAUCAAUCUUCCUAGUCUUACUCAAAAUUAAAAGUGGAUCCGAUAACAAAAUAGGAUAUUUACUGAUCGAUAAUUUAUUGGAAAUUUGGGGUAUAUUUUGCCAACAGGGACUCCCUGAUUUUUCUCCUAAAUCUUCGUUACGAAUAGUAUACUUUUCUUUAUGUCUUUCGAUUAUUGUAUUUUGGGCCGCCUAUUCAGCUGCUUUAAUAAGCUUUUUGACAUCUGUAAAUCACGUUUCACCAUUUGAUUCAUUAGAGGGCUUCGUUGCAGACGGUACUUAUCAACUUGCAGUUGUUCAUGGUACGGCUUAUUAUGAUAAGUUUGCAAAUUCGAGAGAUCCACUUGCAAAGGAGGUAAUGAAAUUGAUGUUAGAAGAGGAAAAGUUGCCCCGUACUGAAACAGAAGGAUUUAAGAGAAUUUGUAAAAAUCGGAGAUUAGCAAUGUACACGUAUGACGAAAUUAAAAAAAGAGUAAAUUAUACAAUUCUGUGUAAAUUGAUUCGCAUUGACGCUGGGCAUGUAAACAAUUUUGCUUUAAUUUUAUCUAAGAACAAUCCAUUUACUGAUGUCAUCAAUUUUCAGUUGCGGAAAUUUAUGGAUAAGGGUGUGAUGAGUCGCUUAAAAGAUACAUCAUUUAAAAGGAAAUCCAAUAAUAUGAUUCAGCAUCAACCGGUUUCUCUAAUCAGCGUAAUAUCGCUUAUUUUUUUUUUAUCAAUUGGUAUCGUCUUGAGUACUUGUAUUCUUAUCAUAGAAAAGUAUAUUUUCAUUUAUAAAAGGAAGAAAAUAUCGACCGUACAUAAUAUUUCGUCGAUUAAAUGGUCAGGAUUUUCUGUAAAAAGAAAGAAAAAUUUAAUAUUACAAAACAUUACGUGAAUCAUGAAUGUGAACGCUUAAAUUAUUCAAAAUAACGGCAAUGUACGUUCUCAAAGAAUUUUUAUAUUGAGAUUAUAAUUUUAAUAGUAAUUUAAAGAAUAGAAU